GUGGGUCCACCGUGGGACUUCGUAGGCGAGCGCUUCCUUCGAGAUGCUCCGACGGCAACGGCCGAAAGAUGCGUGCUAUCUGCUCAGUCCAAGAUGCUUUAUCGGCCGCCUCUCAUCCAAACGUUGACAGAACGGCUCACGUCUUCGCGUUGAUUGCCGAAGGCUGACGGGAUCUGGCAGUACUAGUCGUUCGGCUACGCUGAAACAUUGCGUGGAUCGAAGAUCAUGCGGUCCUAUGCCAUUCUUGUCGGCGUCUGUUUUGUCUUCCACGCCCUUGAGGGCAGAAGCUCCGACAUUGAAGAUGGGCUGAUCGGCUGCUGCGACGAAGGCAGCCAGUGGGGCGCUGCGCAUUCGGGAUGCGAUGGCCUCCCACUGCCACAGCUGCUGGCCACACAGUCUUGUCGCAUCGCCCAGGAGAUAUGCUGCCGAUCGUCGUUGCGGCAGAGGAUGUGCGACGCCGGCAAAGACGCUGCACGCGCGGGCCUCCCCUGCCAGGACGUCCAGAGCACGUGCUCUGGUGACACUUACCGGGACUGCUGCGACGGCUGUCGCCUCGGCUUGGCGGCCGCGAAGGAAGGGGCUCCGUGCCGACCGCAGACCUUCUCGCUGGGCCUUCCCUGGGACGACGCAUUCUACCAGUGCUGCUCGGGAAGGGACGACCUGCCUGACGACGCCCCUCCAGCGGCUCACGAUAACCAUGUGCCUGCAGGUCCUGGCGACAAAAGAAGCGAUGUGCCAGCAUGCCCGAUAGGCCAGGAACUUCACAACAACGGCCGAAGCUGUGUGCCCGUCAAGUCGGGCAAUGGCGGAAACCAUGAGCGGCAAUGUGACCGGAACAAUCAAUGCGAACAACUUUGUCACAUGGUGGACUCUUCACCAGUUUGCGAAUGCCACGAAGGAUAUCGCCUGAGGGAUGACCUGACCACUUGUGCAGACAUCGACGAAUGCUCUGAGGGAAGGGACGACUGCGACGAAACCCGAGAACACUGCAUGAACAUACCGGGAAGCUUCAAAUGCAUACUCAAGGCAGACAACGUUGCCCUGCCUGACGCUGGUGGAGACGUGCCCCAGUGCGAAGCUGGUUUCAAGUACAACACUGCCAUCAAAGACUGCAUAGACGUGGACGAAUGCUCGGAGGGGCUGGACGACUGCGACUUGGACUCUCAAAGCUGUCUCAACACGCACGGCGGCUACCAGUGUCUUUCCAAGAAAAGCAAGGAAUGCCCUGGUGGAUACGUCUGGAAGGACGAUGCUGCAGCGUGCGUGGACGUAGACGAAUGCGCCGAAGACUUGAGCGCUUGCGAGGCCGAUCUCGAGGAAGAGUGCAAGAACACAGUCGGCGGCUACGUGUGCGACCCGAUCUGUGGCCAAGGCCUUCGCUACAACAGCCUCUAUGCCAAGUGCCUCGACAUCGACGAAUGCUCCCAAGGCAGCCACAACUGCGGCUCGUCUGCGCUCUGCGUCAACACGGACGGUGGCUUCCAGUGCAAGAGACGCGAAGUGAACGUUGGUCGGGCCGCGCUGUGCCCGCAAGGAUAUCGGUACAGCCGGCACACGCGACAAUGCCAAGACACGGACGAGUGCCGGGAAGGCACGCACAAUUGCAGCUUCUCCACGCAGAGUUGCGUCAACACAGCGGGCGGCUUCAUCUGCCGGGAUAGAAAUGUCUGUCCGGAAGGAUACCGCAUGAACAAGAGCACCCGCUCUUGCGCUGAUAUUGACGAGUGCAGCGAAGGCCGAUACGUGUGUUCCCAGAGGGGAACACGUUGCUUGAACACGCCGGGAAGCUACCGCUGCGUCAACAAGGCGCGCUAUCAGCCUUGCCCGGAAGGCUGGCGCUACGAUCUUCAGGUCAAGGGAUGCAAAGACGUUGACGAGUGUGCCGAAGGACUGAGUAGCUGCGCCAGGGGCGAAACCUGCGUCAACGGCCUGGGCUCUUUCAGCUGUGUGCCGCUCUCAAACGGCGAUUGUUCACCGGGGUACCGGAAGAACGCCGAGACUGGACGCUGCGAAGACAUCAACGAGUGCGAAGAGUACACGCACAGCUGUACGGGCCACCUGCAGUGCAUCAACACCAGGGGCAGCUACCUGUGCGAGAGGCGUCCCGACGCGGUUCCCAGCUCCACUGGAGCCAAGGGAAGUCCAGGCGACCCCACGUGCGGUGCCGGUUAUCGCACCGAUCCGCUCACGGGAGCUUGCAGAGAUGUGAACGAGUGCCAGUAUGGCGGCCACAACUGCCAGAUUGGUUUCCGCUGUGACAACACACCCGGGUCAUUCACCUGCGUCCGAAUCUCGGGCUGUGGAACUGGCUACACCGUUAACGCCGCCACAGGACAGUGCGAAGACGAUGACGAGUGUGCCCAGGGAAUUCACAACUGUGGCCAAAACUUCGAGUGCCAGAACACGGAGGGCUCGUUCCGUUGCGUCAGGAGCACUUGCCCCGCCGGGAGCCGCCGCCUGGAUGACGGCAGCUGCCAAGCCAUGAACUGUCUGCCGGGACACACCAGUGACAGCUUCGGCAACUGCGUAGACAUCAACGAAUGCGCCCACAACCGCAGCUUGUGUGGUCGCUACCAUCGGUGCAUCAACACCGUGGGCUCCUACCAUUGCGAGAGCCUACUCAGCUGCACGCCGGGAUUCGAGCCUAAUUCGCAGGGGAACCAGUGCCUAGACAUCGACGAGUGCGCCACCAACACUCACGAUUGCCGGGAGAACCAGACGUGCAACAACAUACCCGGCAGCUACUCGUGUGAAUGCCCCGUCGGGUUCCGCAUGAACUCCUUCCGGGAUUGUGAAGACAUCGACGAGUGCACGCGCUUUGCGGGCCGAGUCUGCUCCGUCAACUCCCAGUGCAUUAACACACCGGGUUCCUACACGUGUGACUGCAAUCCUGGAUUCAAGACGGGCUACGAUGAACGUACCUGCAUAGAUAUCAACGAAUGCCAAGACAACUCACACUCAUGCGACCAUUCGUGCAUCAACACCUGGGGCUCGUACCAAUGCAUCUGCAGGAAAGGAUUCCGCCUCGCCGAAGACCAGAGGACAUGCGUGGACGUGGAUGAAUGUGAGAUGUGGAAAGGUCGGGGAAGCCUGUGCAUCGGCACCUGCGUCAACGAACCGGGAUCCUAUUCAUGCACCUGUCCCGAAGGAUAUGUGCUUCACAAUGACAAGAGGACUUGCCAAGACGUCGACGAAUGCGAGCGUGACGACAUCUGCCGGGGUGAAAACGAGGUGUGUCUGAACACCCGCGGAGGCUACCGAUGCAACAUACUGGACUGUCCACCAGGAUACUACAGGGACGCCGACCACAAGACUCGGUGCAAGCGAGACAAGCGUGAGUGCGCCAAAGGGGACGACGAGUGCCGCAAGGAGCCCAUGUCGCUCUCUUUCAACUACUUCACGCUGCCACACAACAUGAAGAUACCGGUGUCCGGCCACCAGGACUUCUUCACCAUGCGGGGCCCACGCUUCAGUUUCUCAACCGUCGAGUUUGAACUUGAGCUGGUCGAGGCACGCGCAUCUUCCAGGGCCCACGGCGUCGAGGUCGCGACCAGAGAGCACUUCUACUUGCGAAGGACCGGUUUCAAUGAAGCCAUGGUGUCCAUCGUGCGGUCGCUGCAGGGGCCUCAAGACAUCCAGUUGGAGUUGCGAACCAGCAUCUACCACCACGGCCUGUACAGCGGCAGCGCGCUUGCAAAGAUCUUUAUAUACGUCACUGAGCAUGAAUUUUAGGGCUGAACUCAUUUCCCAAGCCGAUCGCUUGCAAAAGUGUAUCCUUUUAGUACACCAUCUUUCAUUGUUACGUGGCCAAUGACCGACCAUCAGCCAAUACACGCUGCACUGCACGGAAGAAUACAUCUUUUUGGUUUGUCCUGACUUGCCACACAUAUAAAGCUUUAAAGAUCCCUUCAAAAAUACGUGUUCACUCUUCUUGGAUUCUUUGAAAAUGUGAAUGCUGGUCUCAAAAAGGGGGCAACAUGUAUCUAUUGAAGCAUUUAUCAAAAUGGCAAGUCAGAAGCCACCUAAAGGAGUAACAGCUAUAGCUAACAGCAACAAUCUUUCGGCGAAUAUAUAAAUAAAUAGUCAUGCACUGAGGCCCCACCAAUAGUCAUGCAUUGAAGCCCCGCCAAUGUCGAAAUACCAAGUAAGCCGCAUUUGUUUACUUUCGUUCGCUAAAUGUAAUGCUCAACUGGGAGCAUUUUAUUACUUCGCUGCCCACGAAGGACAAUUUCUAACAGCGACACCGAGAUUAUGAUAUUCAUCAAAAAAAAAAAACGUUGAGCCAACUCACACCCUUGUUGAGGCUAAAUCAGUUGCACAUAAGCGUUUUUCGUGCCAUGUUUAAAUGCGCCCCGCGGCUUGCGCUACAUGUUCAAUUUUCUGUGUGGAUGCAAGCACUCGUCCCGAUCACCGUUCCAUUGCAGCCUUUUUUUUUACUUUAGUCAUAACCCUUGCAAACUCCCUGAGGAACAUUUCGUAUUAUGAAGUGUGUUUCACUUAAAGCGAUUACGAGCCGGUCCCGUCUUAGCUGCGACAUAUAUCACAUCCAAGCUUCGCACUCCUGUCUGUGAAGACCUGUCGUGGUCAAUGUAACAUUCGCAUUCUCAAGAACGUAGCAAUAUGCUUAAUUGUUUUCCGCGUAGGCUUGUGCCGUUAGCGAAGCUAACAGGAACAUAGUGGUUUGUGAAACGUUUUGACCCCCCCCCCCAAAAAAAAAAGUAGGCCGGCAGACUUUCAUGACGUGCACGGGAAUCUGAAUUUUGAUGAGCUACCCGACCAUGCCGCUCAAGUCAUCUCAUACAGCAAGAAUCAGCACUUAUUUGAAAAAAUCACGCGCGAAAAUCGUAGGGUCGCAGCUGAGCAGUCGAACGCAUUCACACUAUACGAAAGUGACGCGAAGGCCCUCUGUGACACUGUUCCCAGUACUCAAUUUGUGUUCUUAUCGUGGAAGAUUCCGUUCGCACCUGAAAAGCCUGGUGUCAUGUGACCCUGUUACCCUUACAGAAACGCCAUCUAUGACGUCAUUGGCAGGGUGUCACAUAGCUUUCAAACCUGCUUCUUACAUUAGUGAUACUAGUGAUACUAGCAAAACAGUGAAAACCGCGAAGAGGUCCGACGUAUAGCUUACGGGCGCCCCAAGUUAGUGAGUGAGAAAGAGCUUUACUUAAUGAGCAAGGUAUUUCGGUGGGCGGCUUUGCGGCUUGCAGGCCACGAGCUCCCGGGUGGGAUAUUCUUCUCUCUUGAUGACCUAGGCCGGUUGGUCAGGAUAAGAGCCACACAGCACAGUAUUAUUCAUUCCCUGAUUGUUAUUGGCCACUGCUGGGAAUGACCACAGUACGUGGAAUUCGCUCUUUCCAAGCAUUGCUUGCGUGUCUUGGAUAUUGGUGCAGGUAGUUGUAAUGGUGACAGGAUACGGGGUUAAGGUAUGCGCAUUGGCCUGGAGUUGCCUCUCAUUUCAUUCUUGGAACCUCUAAAGUGAUUUGUGUGUUGGCUUGUACACUGCCCUGGCUAACACGUAGAGCUGAGUUACCUCCUGAUAGCUGGCUAUGCGAUCCCACUCCGAUCGCAGUGCGAGCCACCAUGCGACUCGGUUGGCGAGUUCUCGAUCUGCACUGUAGGUGGCAUCGUUGCCAGGUCCCCACGUGACACGGCCCUGCAGUAACACUGGUGAAAUCGGGAUACUAAUUGCAUUUCACUGAAAUUGUACCGUUGUGGUGUGACGUCUUGAGUGACGUUUCUUCUCAGGCGUCGCGACAACAAGCUGUUGAGGUGCUCUCCCAGCUGUAGAUGCGUGUUUCUUUUGCUCGUGAGCAUGAAUGAAAGAUCGCCGCUGUUGCAAUCCGUGCCAUCGGUUGGUGUGGCAGGCAUCGUGUUUCUUACUAUGCGCAGGAGUCUUGCGUCGUCUUUGUAAAUAUUUCAUUAAAAACGCAGCUUUUCAGACAGACCUCUUUCCUCUAUAGUCUGUGCGCUUUUUACGUAAGUAAUAGCGCUUUUACGACGUGGCCAGCGGCGAGGGCGCCGAAAGAGUGACACACCGCACACAUGCCUCUACCGAAAUUUAUUUUUUCUUCUUUGAUGUGAUACAGAGCACGAAAUUACACUCGAUUACACUAGCUUGCCUCGCGCCUGCUCCUGAAACAAAUUUCUGGCUACGCCGCUUGUCUUGCCGCAGAAAGACGCCAAAGAAAGCAGUAUUGGACACCGCGAAGGAAAAUGUUCAGUAAUUAUUUUUUUUUUGCAAAUAUAUUGAACAAACAUGCUGUUUGUAUACACUGUCUAUAUGCCUACAAGCCUCUGUGAAUAACAAUGAAAAAUUUUCAAUAAAAUUGCAGACUGAAUAUUGCGUCUUCAGUGUUCACGUACCUGCUGAUGAAGAGCACCUAACUGUUGGUACAUGGAUAGGACAAGAACAAAAAUAAAAUGCUACAAACGGCUCAGCUAAAAAAAAAUGCGCUGGGAAGUUUAAUAAUUGAGGGUGAACUCGCCCAAUCCCACACUUCAGAAAUGGUGGCGGUAAUAGCACGAACAAGCAAAGUCUAGCUCAUUGUAGGUAACUGCAGGCUACACCCUAGCUGCGCAUUGCAGACAAUAACAAGAAACAAGGCAUCUCUGCCAAGAUAGACGGUAAAUAAUCGCAAGGUAGGCUGACACUUUUCUACCAAAUAACUAAUCUUACAGCAAUGCAGGUAAGCAGAUGGGUUGCUGAAACAGUUGUUUACUGUAGCAUUGUUGUGAUGUGCGUGUUGUGAACACCGGGUAUAGUUAGCGGCGUGCAGUUGUGACUUCUACGAGUGAUGAUGUCACUAUAUUAUGUCCAUGGUGUUCCGUAAGCUUUGUACUUCUACGGCGCAAGCGGUUAUCGUAUCACAAUUGCAGAGGCGUAGUUGUCCCACGCACCGCCUUUGUAUGUGACCACCAGCACGCGGAAUGAGAAAAGUAAAACAGAAAAUGGUCUGGGAAUGAAUGAAAUUGAAACACGAGCCUGCUGCGUGGCAGUGGCGUAUUAUACAACAAAGUUCCGCUGGUGUUUGAAACAAUUUCGCAAGGAAACGUCCUACAAAUGAUUGUGUUGAUAUAUAUAGUCGCAAAGGCGCAAAAUAACCAGGUGCCACAUGAUGCAAAUUGCGCAAAAAGUGAGCAUGUCGUCGUUUGCUUCCAACCCAUUACAAAAGGCCCAGCCAUAUUUAUUCGACAUCAGCCACAUGCAGCAUGAACAGAGUUCACAUAAUGCCUUACAGAUGAGUAUCGGGCACCACGCUUCUCUGCAGAAUGACGUAUAGCGGCACGAUGCCUCCUUAUUUCACUGAAGGUAUACGUUGAUUUAUGCAGUAGAGGGUACUUCGCAUGUGGACUUGUAUCGAGAGAGUCUGCGAUGGGCUCCAGAAAAGCCGCUAUUGCAGAUUUUGCUCUGACUGUGCUGCGUGUCCCGUUAAGACCUGGUGAUUUCUUAAGCUGCCCUUUUAAUGCUGUUCUCAUUGGUCACAGAAUUCAGCAGGCCUUCCCCUCCCGCACACACUUUCUACGCAGCCCCUCAGCCCACUGUGCAGCUUCAGUGCGUAGAAUUUUAUCACCCAAGUUUCAGCGUUGCGCGAGGCAUUUCGCCUACAAGCAGCACGCUUCUAUGGUGAAACUACGUUUCUGACUCCAACUGCAUUCUAUAAGUACCUGCGGUAGGCGAGCUGUUGCAAGUUAGUCGGCGGCAUCUAUAAUAUUUUCUUCUGACUAUCGCGGUUUAUUUGUUUCAUGAUGAUGUUCUUGUGAGAAUUUGGUGGCAGUGGGGGCAUAAUCUGUGAAAAUCCGGCGCCAGGGAGGGUACAUCACUGCGGGUGUACACAACGAAAGACCUAAGUGACGGCGAGGAAAAAAAAUUGUAGCCGAAUGAGCAUAAAUUUGUUAUGAACGUGCCCAUAUAAUUUUAUCGCAAAUAAAUAUAUCGUAGCCCGACAUGGCUGCCGUGGCUUUAGAAUGUGUUGCACAUAUUGUUAUCUCUGGGGCAUGUUGAUGUUUUUUAACGUCUAUAGUGAUAUUGUGCGCGAAUAAGCGAGACGCCAUCAUUGUGAGCUCACAUAUUUAAACUUGCUUUAUUGAUCAGCCCUUCGCUCAGGAAUCUUCAGUCUCUUGCAUUUUCAAGCAAGCAUUCCUAUAAUAAAAAAUAUAUGUUAAAUAACAUUGCGUACCGGAGACCGGUGUCUGAAUAGUGUGUUGUGAAGAGCUUUCACGCACGAAAAUGCGUGUGCAAUCCUGAAUAAAGUGCUGUGAUUUUGUUCAGUUUAACAGUA
This is a messenger RNA of Rhipicephalus microplus (southern cattle tick), 8279 nucleotides long. RefSeq lists its product as uncharacterized. Gene Ontology annotation, molecular function: calcium ion binding. The record is from RefSeq and is a predicted model, not a curated record. Lineage: Eukaryota; Metazoa; Arthropoda; Arachnida; Ixodida; Ixodidae.